UAACCGCCCAACAGUCACCACCAAACAAUAACAAUGGAGGGACCGGCUCGUGAUAUAAGUGAAUUGACGCUCGUUUGCCUAGAGCUGGCAGCUAGAGUGGACGAGGCAUUAACGAGAGAAGAUAAGAUAUCACUCAUCACUCAACAUAUUGUCACAUACACCCAAGAACAGAUACCAAUGGUAGACUUUGAGGCUGGGUUGGAGUGGUUCAAUGUAUCUCGACCCUUGACUCUAGCUAGAGAUUUGAAGGGUCGAAUCACAGUACUAGAUUUCUUCACUUAUUGUUGCGUCAACUGUAUGCACAUAUUGCCAGACCUUGAGGCCCUCGAGAAACUGCAUCCUCCCAAUGAUGGUGAAGUUUUAGUGGUGGGUGUCCACUCUGCCAAGUUCGAAAAUGAACGUGUGUCUUCUAACAUUUUGGCUGCCAUUGAGAAAUACCACAUCCAUCAUCCAGUUGUCAAUGAUCCCCAAGCAAAGAUGUGGGCACAACUGAGCAUUGCAUGUUGGCCUACUCUUCUCAUACUUGGUCCAAAUGGAAACCCAUUGUUUGUGUUAGUUGGUGAGGGACACGGUGAACGGCUUCAACUCUGUGUUGACUCAACAAUUGAACAUUUUUCCAGUUCUGGGUGUCUGACCAAAUCUUCAGUUCCCUUGGCCCCUUCAAGACAAUUUGCAGCAACUGGCUCCAGCCUGCUGUACCCAGGGAAAGUCACAGUCCACCCUGGAGGCCUUGUUGUGUCAGACUCGGGUCACAACCGAAUCUUAAUGACCGAUUAUGAGGGUAAUGUUAUAAAAGUAAUUGGCUCUGGAAAGCAAGGCUUUAGUGAUGGAUCAAUUUCUAAUGCAAGUUUCAACAACCCACAAGGAGUAGCUUAUCAUCACCCAGAUGUCCUCUAUAUUGCCGAUGCUGAUAACCAUGCCAUUCGUCAGGUAGACAUAGUAACAAGUACUGUAAAAACUAUUGCUGGGACUGGCAAACAAGGAAGAGAUCUUGAAGGAGGCCUCAUUGGAACUUCUCAAGCCAUAUCUUCUCCCUGGGAUAUCUGUCUUGCAAGAAGUUUGGAUCAAGCUGAAGAUGGAACUGAUAAUUUACUUCUUGUAGCCAUGGCAGGAUCUCACCAAAUUUGGGGUAUAUUCCUCUCAGAUGGUAAAUGGCUUAAAGGAAGUUCAUACAGUAAGGGCACUGUAGUACGUUUAGCUGGCAGUGGAGCUGAAGAGAACCGAAAUACCUCUUAUCCAACUCGAGCUGGAUUUGCCCAACCCUCAGGACUUGCAAUUGGCACUAAUUCUGGAACAUCGGUGCUUUUUAUUGCCGACUCUGAAAGUUCUUCUGUAAGAAAGAUGAGCUUAACAGAUGGUGCUGUAAAGGCUGUUGUUGGAGCUGCCCGUGAUCCACUUGACCUGUUUGCCUAUGGUGAUAUUGAUGGUAGUGGCACUGAUGCAAAACUGCAACAUCCCCUGGCUGUGGCAGCUGUUGGAGAGGCUGUGUAUGUGGCUGACUCAUACAAUCAUAAGAUAAAGGUAGUGACGCCACUUGGGAAAACGUACAAAAUAUCCACCGUGGCCGGAGGCAAAACUACAGAGGAGAUUGAAAAUAAUGUUGAGAACAAAAAGUUAAAUGAGCCUGGAGGACUUUGUGCAAGCCAAGAUCACUCCCGCCUCUACAUUGCUGACACCAACAAUCAUGCCAUCAAGAUCUUGUCCCUUAAAGACCACUCUUUACAACAUCUUCCUAUAAGAUUGAUAGACGAAGGUGAUAGUUCAAGUCAAGACUUGAGCCAAGAUGUUGAAGAAGUAACAGCUGUAGUCCCACAUGGUAGGAAAGUUGAAGUCAUCCUCAGAAUAAGAACCAACCUCACAGAAGAUACAGUACUUAAUAAAGAAGCUCCAAAUAAGUGGACCAUUGAGACAAGCGAUACACGAGUUGUGUUGACACCAUCAAGCGGUAAACUUCAAGAGGUGACGGAUGUGCCUCUAACUCUUCACCUGGCUUCUGGCACUAUGUCUCAAGUUGAACUAAUGUUAUCCUGUGGAGUGUUUUUGUGUCUUAAAAGUGGCGUUUGUGUUACAAGAAGUGUUAGAUAUAAUGUAAAGCUGAAAAGCACAGAUUCACAAGAGUUGCCUGGAGAAGAUGAAGUUAUUGUCCCUAUAAACGUUUAAAUAGGGCUUCAGGAUUAUGUUUAGAAGUAUAAUUUCCCCGAGAUACUUAAAUUAAUUGAUGCAUUUUUGGAUAAUGUGUGUUUACUUACAGCCUUUACUGGCUUCAGGGCUUCUGUUGCCUUAAAGAAUGGCGUACAGUAUUAGGUAUUUCCAGGACGGGUGCCUUGUGGUUUUCACAGGAUUUUUUUUUAUUUUUAUUUUUUUUAAGCUUUGAAUUCUCUAUUUUAUUCUGAUGAUGUCUGCUUAUUGGCUUGAAACUUUUACACUGAAAUAUGAUGUUAAAUGCAAGUUCCCUGUCAAUAAUGAACCAUGAUGGGCCCUUGUGUCUUUUCACUACGUACAGCCAGUUUUUAUUGUAAGAAUAAUUGUUGACAUUAAAUGGAAACUCAGAAUGUAUGUCUUGGAAGCAUGCUAGUAUCUCAACAUCAACUUACCCACUGCCACAUACCACAUACCACUACCACAUACCACAUACCACUACCACAUACCACAUACCACUACCACAUACCACAUACCACUACCACAUACCACCACCACUACCACAUACCAUCAUCA
Procambarus clarkii (red swamp crayfish) is the source of this 2715-nucleotide messenger RNA. RefSeq names its product NHL repeat-containing protein 2. The record is from RefSeq and is a predicted model, not a curated record. NCBI's taxonomy places the organism in Eukaryota, Metazoa, Arthropoda, Malacostraca, Decapoda, Cambaridae.